AUGGCAGCCUCUCCCGCUGCUUUGGCCCCGGCCACCCCCGAGAAGAAGCUUGAGGGCCUUGGCCUCUACUCUCGGUUUGCUUUUGCCGGCGCUGUCUGCUGUUCAGUCACCCAUGGUGCCUUCACUCCAGUUGAUGUUGUCAAGACGAGGAUCCAGCUCGACCCGGCCACCUACAACCGUGGUAUGAUUGGUGGAUUCCGUCAAGUUAUCCGAAAUGAGGGCGCCGGUGCUCUCUUGACCGGCAUUGGCCCAACCUUUGCUGGUUACUUCAUGCAAGGAGCCUUCAAGUUUGGAGGUUAUGAGUUUUUUAAGCAGCAAUCCAUCAACAUUCUUGGUCUUGAAAGAGCCCGUCAGAACCGUACUGCUGUUUACUCUGUCUCGGCCGCCUCUGCCGAGUUCUUCGCCUCUAUCGCCCUCUGCCCUCUUGAGGCGACACGUAUCCGUCUUGUCUCUGAGCCUGGCUUCGCCAAUGGUCUGAUUGGUGGUUUCGGCAAGAUUCUCAAGAACGAGGGCAUUGGCGCUUUCUACCGUGGUUUCGGUCCUAUCCUCUUGAAGCAGGUGCCCUACACAGUGACCAAGUUUGUCGUUUACGAAAAGGUUGCCGAGGCCGUUUUUGCUCGCCUUGACAAGUCCAAGCUGUCGAAUAGCGCGCAGACCGGUGUUAAUUUGGGAUCUGGUCUCAUUGCUGGUUUCGCUGCUGCCAUCGUCUCUCAGCCCGCUGAUACUAUGCUCUCCAAGAUCAACAAGACCAAGGGUCUGCCCGGUGAGAGCACCGUUUCCCGUCUCAUCAAGAUUGCGGGUGAGCUUGGUCUUCGUGGUUCCUUUGCUGGUCUUCCUACACGUCUGUUCAUGAUCGGUGGUCUUACUGCUGGGCAAUUUGCCAUCUACGGUGACAUCAAGAAGGCUCUUGGUGCGACCAAUGGUGUUGAGAUCGCCAAGUAA
Molecule: messenger RNA, 942 nt
Organism: Aspergillus udagawae
Lineage: Eukaryota; Fungi; Ascomycota; Eurotiomycetes; Eurotiales; Aspergillaceae
Product: putative mitochondrial phosphate carrier protein (Ptp)
Exons: 4
Coding region: 1-942 (313 amino acids)
Biological process (GO): mitochondrial phosphate ion transmembrane transport
Cellular component (GO): mitochondrial inner membrane
Molecular function (GO): phosphate transmembrane transporter activity
Source: RefSeq, a predicted model, not a curated record